GAUCCAUACUACGGCAGCUAGUUGCUGUCGCGGGGUAAGGUUAUAUUUUGUCUCUGCUAAGGUCCCAGUCAGCCAGAGCUACUUGGAAGGUUCCAGGGGCUUCUGUUUAUAAGACUAUGGUAGGUCCUCUUUAAGCUUUUCGUUUUGUCAGACCCUCCAAUUCUUGCUCUCUUCAUUGUUAAGAAGACAUAAUACAAGAUGCCUCAUCCCAGAAGCUUGACAUUAAUUGCCCCACUCAUUGCCGUGCUUGACACAGCGUUGGCGCUCCCUCAACCUUUCAGUCCAAAUGUUAGAAAUGGAGGGACAAAGCUCGUGUCUCGGGACCUAGAGACCCUUGGAGAAGCAUUUCCAGCCAUGGUCGAUGCCCUCGAUGUUAUGCAGUCUCAAUAUUGGAGCUCCAAUACUUGGCCAACGGGGAUUGACUGGACUUCAGCGGUGACCAGCACGCACGUCUCUGCAGCCCUGACUGAAAUGGCCAUGUAUGAUGCAGGUACUUACAGCGGUGAUAUCAGCAAAUAUUUCUCACAAAUUGUUUCCUUUUACGGCGGCGAAAAUGUGGAAUCGCUACGAGCACAGAAAUUCGAUGAUCAGGAAUGGGUAGUUCUGGAAUGGUUGGAAGCCAUCAAGUUCAUCAAUGUAUACUCCAGUAUUGACUCGACGUUCGACGGCCAGCAACAUCUUGGAGACUUUGCGCAUCGUUCUCGUAUUUUCUGGGAUCUGGCUUCGAAGGGAUACGACACCAAGUUGUGCGGUGGCGGGAUGGUCUGGACUGAUACACUCACGCCGUAUAAAAACGCCAUCACCAACGAGCUUUACCUCUCAGCCAGUAUUUCCAUGUAUCUUUAUUUCCCAGGAGACGACAAUCGAAGCCCUUACUCGGAGCCUGGGAAAGCCUAUGAUCCUUCUGAGGCACUCGCCCAAAUGCCAGCACACGAUGAGAGGUAUCUUAAUGCUGCCAUCGAAGAGUACAAAUGGCUCUCAACGAGCAACAUGAAGAAUUCACAGGGGCUGUAUACAGAUGGAUUUCACAUCACUGGUUGGACUAGCCCAGACAACAUCGGGACCGGGAAAUGCGAUUCACGAGAUGAGAGCGUCUACACCUACAACCAAGGCGUCAUCCUCUCAGGACUUCGCGGCCUAUGGGAUGCGACAGGCAGCACAGACUAUCUCUCCGACGGCUACACUCUCAUAAAGGACGUUAUCGCAGCUACAGGCUGGGUCUCCCCAACCGAGCAAACAAACACCUGGUCCGGCCUUGGCAGCAACGGCAUCCUGCAAGAAACCUGCGACGCCGACGGCAGCUGCAGUCAGGACAGUCAGAACUUCAAGGGGAUCUUCUUCCACCAUCUCACACUGUUCUGCCAGCCAAUCGCGCUUAGCAGGAAGGAGACUGUUAUCUUCAAUGGCACAGAGGCGCAGGCUCAGGCCCAUCAGGAGGUCUGCAACGGGUACCAGCCGUGGAUCUUGCAUAAUGCGCAAGCGGCUUAUAGCACGCGCAAUUCGAAUGGGAAGUAUGGUGGUUGGUGGAAUGCCGGGGCAACUGCGGCUGCAUUAAAGGCUGAGAGCACGCCUGUGCAGCCUUCAGGGGCUGCGGACGUGAGGAAUAAAGGAAUCCCGCUGAACAAGGCGUGGCGCCUGUCAGGCAACCCGCUUGUGUCGGAACAAGGAAUGAGCCUGGUUGAAAAUACGGCGGCAGCAGACCCAAAUGAUAGUGGUAGGGGCAGGACGGUGGAGACUCAAAGUGGGGGGCUUGCUUUGAUGGGGAGUUUAGUGCAGGUGUUGGAGCUGCUAAGUAGGUUAUAGGCAAUAUGGCUGAAGCGUUGG
Pseudogymnoascus destructans is the source of this 1824-nucleotide messenger RNA. RefSeq lists its product as uncharacterized. The record is from RefSeq and is a predicted model, not a curated record. Gene Ontology annotation, biological process: carbohydrate metabolic process. Lineage: Eukaryota; Fungi; Ascomycota; Leotiomycetes; Thelebolales; Thelebolaceae. The transcript has a single exon. The coding region runs from base 199 to 1803 and encodes 534 amino acids.